Penicillium macrosclerotiorum is the source of this 639-nucleotide messenger RNA. RefSeq lists its product as uncharacterized. The coding region runs from base 1 to 639 and encodes 212 amino acids. Lineage: Eukaryota; Fungi; Ascomycota; Eurotiomycetes; Eurotiales; Aspergillaceae. The transcript has 2 exons. The record is from RefSeq and is a predicted model, not a curated record.
AUGGCACUCCCGCUAUUUAUUCCGCCCUGUAUUCGCAACCCUGCCGCGUGCGACCACUUUCCGUCCCCUGACAAGCCCCUGCGUAUUCAAAUCGAAGGGCCCUCGAUUGCCGUAGAGAGGCUUCUUCCCCAUACUGUCUGGCGUCUUGCUGAAUUUGGAGAAGGGCAGUUUCCUCAGCCAGCAGCUCCGGAGUUAGCCCGGCUGGCUUACCAAGCAAUCUACGGACAUGACGCUCACUCUCAAAUCCCCGGGGAUCUAGUGGUACGCGACGAGUAUUUAGGUUGGGUAGCCAAGAACCCUCCAGAACCAGUGAUUGAUUACUACGGUGUGACAUUUGACCAUCUUGUUCCUCCAGGUGACCACAACCCGGAGGUUUUACAAAUCAACAUUAUUGAGGUUGAAAAUGAUGAUGGAGCUUACGCUAGGGAAGCUUUCGCGAAAAAGUGGCUUGUAUCAGAAAUAGAUCCAGCCGAUUUCAUUGGGAAAAAAGUGCUGGCAAUCCCGAGAUGUUGUCAGGGGAGAAAGGGAACACAAGAUCGUUGGCGAGUCAAUGCGAUGGUAGAAUAUAGGAUUAAUGGCCGCCAGAAUUUCAAAGGACAGAAAGAAUGGGCGGAGUAUAUAACAAAAAACACAGGGUAA